UAGGGUUUACGAGCCGUCGUCUCGUAUAAAUCGCACCAAGCUUCUCGUUCCUAACCCCUCACGCCGCCGCCGCAUCUCACUUCGGUCUCCCUCUUUCCUUCAAGAGAUCAAGCAGUCACAGUUGCGGUAAUUCCCCCAACCGCCACCAUGCAGAACGAGGAGGGUAAGAUGGUGGACCUCUAUGUCCCCAGGAAGUGCUCUGCCACGAACAGGAUCAUCACUGCCAAGGACCAUGCCUCUGUCCAGAUCAACAUUGGGCACGUGGAUGAGAAUGGGUUGUACGAUGGCCACUUCACCACGUUUGCUCUCUCUGGAUUUGUCCGUGCUCAGGGUGAUGCUGACAGCUCGUUGGACAGGCUGUGGCAGAAGAGGAAGGCUGAGAUCAAGCAGUAGAUCUUGCACGUAGUUUCACCAAAAAUUGACUCUUAUGAUAUCUUGAGUGAUAAUGCCUUGGCUAUGUUUCGAUUUCAUGUCUUUGAACCGUUUGGAUACAAUGCUGUAAUUUCAGUUGGUACCUCGAAAUCGAAGACUUGUAUCGUUUGUUCA
This is a messenger RNA of Phragmites australis (common reed), 546 nucleotides long. RefSeq names its product small ribosomal subunit protein eS21. The record is from RefSeq and is a predicted model, not a curated record. Gene Ontology annotation, cellular component: ribosome; cytosolic small ribosomal subunit. The transcript has 4 exons. Gene Ontology annotation, biological process: translation; endonucleolytic cleavage to generate mature 3'-end of SSU-rRNA from (SSU-rRNA, 5.8S rRNA, LSU-rRNA); endonucleolytic cleavage in ITS1 to separate SSU-rRNA from 5.8S rRNA and LSU-rRNA from tricistronic rRNA transcript (SSU-rRNA, 5.8S rRNA, LSU-rRNA). Gene Ontology annotation, molecular function: structural constituent of ribosome. NCBI's taxonomy places the organism in Eukaryota, Viridiplantae, Streptophyta, Magnoliopsida, Poales, Poaceae. Bases 148 to 393 code for a protein of 81 amino acids.